Messenger RNA from Symbiodinium pilosum, 1530 nucleotides. NCBI's taxonomy places the organism in Eukaryota, Dinophyceae, Suessiales, Symbiodiniaceae. The record is from the annotation of a GenBank genome assembly.
AUGCCUCCACAGCCACCGCCCAUCCAGGAGCCUUCCUUCCCUGGGGAGAGCGAAUUAUCCGAGGACGAGCGGAAACGCUGGCUCAUUCUGCAUGUGGCACUUCCACGUACCAUCAUGACUUGUGAUGUGGCACACGGAAGAAGUACUGAGGACGAGCUGAAUGAUGCCCUGUCCAGCCUAGCCUGGGGCUCCAUAGACGAGGAGGGGGGUGAAUGGACCCUCGAAUCUCCAGAUCCUUGCUUGGAGCCUCCACAUUCCUCGCUGAUCACGUAUGCGGAGUAUGUGGCGCGCACAUACCCAGCUGAUCCCACGAUGGAGGACAAGGCACGUGAAGAGAACAUCAAACUGGCUACGGAGAAGCGGUGUUGCUUUACCUGCGCUGGCGAACCGGGCUCAAAGUUUCGGCCUAUGUACGAUCAGAUGAUCAAGAACCUUCAGCACUCCAACAAGGCGCUUGCAAAAGCCUUCAACAUCAAGAAGGUGUGUCUGAAGGAAGACGAAGUACCGGAGGAUCCCACGAAGACAGAGGCGCAGAACAUCAUGCGCUUCGGCCGGCAUCAGAUUCUGCCGUCCUUCUGGUACAUGCUUAUUCAGCUGACAAAGCGCGGCAGACGGUUCUCAGUGGUCUUCAGAUCAUUUAGCGAAGAGCAGCUGCUGCAGGCCCAAAAGGAGCUACAGCUGUUUGCGCAGUGCCAGCAUCCUGCCUACAACGGGCAGAACAAGACCCAGAAGCCCCCGCUGAUGGAUGGGAACAAGGGAUCCAGAGACAUGCGCCUGUCUCAAGCAGCCAUCGGUCGCAUGGAUAGAAUGGGCGGCUUCCUCCGCUUCAGGGACCGACCUGCAGUGGAGACGCCGGCAGAGCCCGUCCCAGAAGCGAGCGAGCCGCAGGCUGAUGUGCCAGAAGCGGCCUUCAGGCCCACGGAGUACACAUUUCCUCCCUACCACGAAGCAUAUGCUGGUUUGAUGCACCAGAUCUUCGAAACAGCCAACACAGCAGCCAUUGUAGAUGAUCUGGCGUUCUGGGAAACGCACGAGCGUGCCAGUACUGCUGGCAAGAUGCUUCUGGUAGACCGCGCCGAGACGAAGGUCCAGCAUAUCUUCUUUGAUGGCAACGUCGAGAAGGAGGAUGCGUACUGCGUGGAUGUGAGGAAUGCAGUGAACGGGGAGACGAUCUCGCUGGACAGGGCUUCAAAUGUCUAUCUGCACCGCGUAGAUUUCUUCCAGGCUGUGACAGAUGUGGAGUAUUUCUUGAAAGCCACAGAGGCAUGUGAGCUUGCUAUGUCCAAGAUGAUUGUGGAGGACAGACACGCAGAAGGCGUCGUCAGGUCCCUUUCGGAAGAGGAGCAGAAGAAGGCAGCCGCUGCAGCAGCUGCCAUGACUCCCAAGGAGUGGCUGUACCGCAACAUUAUCCCAGCGCUCCUGCCUGCGCUGGAGGCGUGCCAGCGAGAUAGGCCCGAGGAUCCCAUCGAGUUCAUCGCCUUCUACAUGCUUCGUCACUCGAAGCAGUAUUCCAAAAGCUUGAAGGCAUAA